Paramecium octaurelia is the source of this 423-nucleotide messenger RNA. NCBI's taxonomy places the organism in Eukaryota, Ciliophora, Oligohymenophorea, Peniculida, Parameciidae. The record is from the annotation of a GenBank genome assembly.
AUGAGGUUCAUUUCACUUUAUCUUUGCAGACCCAGCUCUAUUAGAAAAGAAUUCUAAGGAACUUUAGAUUGGAAAACCAAUAGGGAACAAGAUUACAACAUAAUAUGUCAAGUAAUCCUUUUAAUAAGAUCCUGCCACUUAAUUUAUAAAUUGCAUUUCUCAAUAAUCAUAAGUUUUGUACUAAAUAUUUCAAUGAAAAUCUCAUCCUUGAAAAAUGUUAUAUCAUAGAAAAUGAUAGUUAAGGAUGAUAUGGAGAAUCUUGCAGAAAUUUAUAAGAUAAGUAACUUAUAUUUCUAUUUCGUAGUCGACUUAAAGCGAAUGUCGAAGUCAAUAUUUAUUAGAAAUGAUAAAUAGUGCAUGAUUAACAGGCUUUUAAAUAGUUAUCAACACAAACAAUGUCAAAAACCAUUAAAUUAUAGGUGA